AUGACAAACACUCUUUCUCACCCUACAAUUAAAAACGGCUGGUUUUCCGAGGUCUCAAAUACUAUGUGGCCAGGACAGGCCAUGAAUUUGAAAGUUGAUCAAAUUCUUCAUGUCGAAAAGUCCAAAUAUCAAGAUGUUCUUGUGUUCAAGUCUACAGACUAUGGAAAUGUUCUUGUUUUAGAUGGUGUAAUUCAGGUGACCGAGAGGGACGAGUUUGCCUAUCAGGAAAUGAUCACUCAUUUAGCUAUGAACUCUCAUCCAAAUCCAAAAAAGGUUUUGGUUAUUGGUGGCGGUGAUGGAGGAGUUUUGAGGGAAAUUCUUAAGCAUGAGACGGUUGAAGAGGCACAUCUUUGCGAUAUUGACGAUGCUGUGAUUAAAGCCUCGAAAAAAUAUCUCCCUGGAUUAUCUAAAUCAUACGAUGACCCCAAGGUUCAUGUCCAUAUUGGUGAUGGAUUUGAAUUCUUGAAAAAAUACCGGAAUACCUUUGAUGUUAUCAUUACUGAUUCUUCGGAUCCAGAAGGACCAGCCGAAUCCCUUUUCCAGGAACCAUACUUCAAACUUUUGAGUGGCGCCUUGACAGAAAAGGGUGUUAUGACAACACAGGGCGAAUGCAUAUGGUUGCACAUGCCACUCAUCAAGAAGGUUGUUGAUGAUUGCAGGAAAGUUUUCCCAACGGUUGAUUACGCUUACUGCACAAUUCCGACAUACCCAUCUGGCCAAAUUGGAUUUAUGGUUUGCUCCAAAAAUCCAAGUGCAAACUUGAAGAGACCAUUGAGAUCCGUUGAUCCAGAAAAGGAGACAAAGUUGUACAAAUACUACAACCAGGAAAUCCACGAGGCGUCUUUCGUUCUUCCAACAUUUGCAAGAAAUGCAUUAGAAUAA
Molecule: messenger RNA, 882 nt
Organism: Brettanomyces bruxellensis
Lineage: Eukaryota; Fungi; Ascomycota; Pichiomycetes; Pichiales; Pichiaceae
Gene: SPE3
Product: putrescine aminopropyltransferase
Exons: 1
Coding region: 1-882 (293 amino acids)
Biological process (GO): spermidine biosynthetic process
Cellular component (GO): cytosol
Molecular function (GO): spermidine synthase activity
Source: RefSeq, a predicted model, not a curated record